AUGGUUCUCUUCCACGCGGCUCUGAUGCUGUUCUUCAAGAGCAGAGGAUCCCGCAUUUUGGACUUCCCUCUGUGCUUCCUCACCAAGCCCGCUCAAUCAGCCAUCGCAGAAGUCCUCUCCACUAUUCUCGGAAACGGCUACCGGCCGUACGGCUUCAACAGCAGACCAACCUACCUGAACAAUGAUAGUGCCAAUACCAUCCACUCACACGUGUGGGCCUUAAACGCGGCAUAUAUUCAACAUGCGACGCCAUUCGUAUUGAACGUGCAGAACGAAGAACGUUACAUCAAAAUAUCGACACAAGUGAUCGGUGAAACAAUGUGGGCCGAGCUCGAAAGAGCCGUACAGCCGGUUAAGAUGGACUACUCCAAGUGCGAUGCUGCACUAGAUAGGCUCAAUGCCACUUUUGCCAGACUGGAUAAGAUGGAGGCGAGAAUUAAUGAGCUAUCCAACUUUUCGCUGCUUGACGAGAUCCACGCGGAGUACGCUGACAUGUCUGCGUGGGAGUUACCACCUACGGACAGGCACAGCUUUUACAGAGAUCAGAAUUCGAAAAGGCAAAGGAAUUCGCAUGGAUGUACACGAUUCGAAGUGGAUGAACACAACCCUUUCACAUUCGUCAACGGAUCCGAAGUCACGACUUUGGAUCAAUGGGUCUGCCGCCAGCAGGAAAUCAGUCAGCUUUUCCAGACCUUUGAACUGGGGACCAAACCGCCAAAACCAGCCUCCGUCACUUCAACACUGUCCUCCAACACUUUGUCCAUCACGGCCCAGGACAGCGGAAAGUCAAUCUCCUUCUCGGUGUCUAUCUCAUAUCCGUCUUCAGGGACUGCUCCCUACCCAGCCAUCAUCGCAUACGGCUAUCCGAGCAUCCCGGUUCCCGCUGGUGUGGCCACCAUCACCUUCAACAACGACGACAUUGCUGCUCAGCAGAGCACUGGAAGCCGAGGCCAAGGCAAAUUCUACACCUUGUACGGCAGCAGCCACAGUGCAGGUGCCAUGACGGCUUGGGCUUGGGGUGUCAGUCGCAUCAUUGACGCAUUAGAGGCCAACAGCGAUGCCAGGAUCGAUGCUACCAGAGUCGGCGUGACGGGGUGCUCUCGCAAUGGCAAAGGCGCUUUCGUUGCCGGCGCCUUAGAUGACCGUGUCGCUUUGACGAUCCCACAGGAGUCCGGUGCCGGCGGAGCAGCAUGCUGGCGCAUCUCCGACCAGCAAAAGGCGGCGGGUAAAAACAUCCAGACGGCAUCGCAGAUUGUCGGCGAGAACGUCUGGUUCUCCACGGCAUUCGAGCAAUACAGCAACCGCGUUCCUACGCUUCCCGAAGACCACCACAUGCUUGCCGCCCUGGUGGCACCGCGCGGCCUCCUUGCCAUCGAGAACGACAUCGACUGGCUCGGUCCGGUCAGCACCACGGGGUGCAUGAAGGUGGGCCGUCUCAUCUAUCGAGCUGCUGGUGCUCCCGACGCCAUGGGAUUCUCUCUUGUCGGCGGGCAUGACCACUGCUCUUUCCCGUCAUCGCAACAGCCGGAGCUCUCGGCGUUCAUCGACAAAUUUCUACUGAAAGGAUCCUCCAGCACGGCCGACAUCGAAAAAAGCAAUCAAAACGUAAACGUUGCGGAUUGGGUGGACUGGACAAUCCCUACAUUGUCUUGA
Lasiodiplodia theobromae is the source of this 1653-nucleotide messenger RNA. RefSeq names its product Carbohydrate esterase family 15 protein. The transcript is spliced from 2 exons. The coding region runs from base 1 to 1653 and encodes 550 amino acids. NCBI's taxonomy places the organism in Eukaryota, Fungi, Ascomycota, Dothideomycetes, Botryosphaeriales, Botryosphaeriaceae. The record is from RefSeq and is a predicted model, not a curated record.